AUGAAUAUAAUGUCUAUAUUCAUGGGCACAGUGUAUAUCGGUGUGUUCUACAUAUUACUACACGCGUGGAUUCAACACAAACAUAAAACGGUAAUGUACACACAUAAAGGUGUGAAUCUAUCGAAAGUGAUUGUACAUAUAGACUUGAAAGGAUCGCCACCUAAAUUGGAAUAUCUGACGUCACUACUCCCAUUGUUAAAGGAUGUUGGUGCAAACGGUUUACUAAUGGAAUACGAAGAUAUGUUCCCGUACAAAGGGGAUAUUGUUAACUUAAGUUCGAAAUAUUGCUACAAGGAACAUGAGCUUAAAGAUUUCAUCAAGAUUGCUUGGAAGUCAGGUUUAGAGAUCAUACCAUUAAUACAAACUUUUGGUCAUAUGGAGCAUGCAUUGAAAUUGCAAGAAUUUAAACAUUUACGUGAAAUUCCAAUCUACCCCGACUCCAUCUGUCCCAGCAAACCAGAGAGCAUGGAUCUAGUUAAAAACAUGUUACAACAGGUUAUUCAAUUCCAUACCAGUGUGAUACCAUUGAAUCAUUUACAUAUCGGUUGUGAUGAAGUUUAUCACAUAAAUAAAUGCGCACAAUGCCGUAGUCGGAGAGCAAAAGAAAUUUUCAGAGACAUUUACAUGAGUCAUUUAGUAAGCGUAACUGAUAUAGUGAAACUCUACAGUCCAAAUGUGACAGUGUUAUUUUGGGACGACAUGCUUCGUGGUAUCGACUCUAAAUACUGGAAUACUGUGAAGAGUAUGAGUGAUGUUGAACCAGUAUGUUGGGAUUAUUCAACAAGGUUACACGUAUCACAUAGAAAUUUAUACAACUAUCAUAAGAAAUUCAAUAACAUAUGGAUAGCUUCAGCGUAUAAAGGUGCAGAAGGAGUGACUGCUACUUUACCGGAUUUAUACAGUCGUUUUAUGAACCAUUUAGAAUGGUUAAGAUUUAUAUUUGAUUACAAAUUCGGAGGUGAAAGGAAACCAUACAGUUUUAAAGGUAUAAUUCUAACAGGAUGGUCAAGAUAUAGCCAUAUGGAACCAUUAUGUGAACUGCUACCCGCUUCUAUACCAAGUCUAGUAAUGAAUUUGUUACUUGUCAAACAUUUUCAAAAAGAAACAAUUGACGAUGUAUACUCACUUAAACCAGCAGAAGUCUUCCGUAGAUAUGUACGAGAUGAUUUUAAAAAAUAUUUCAAUUGUGAAUAUGCAGAAUUUAAAGAAUUCGAUAGUCACGCAUGUAAAUACAGAGAAAGUAAAUUAUAUGGUGAUUUAGAAUAUUUUGUCUAUCAAAAUGAUGAUAUUAUUAAUAACAUAAAUGAUAAUAAAAAAGGAUUACAUUCAAUAGCGUAUUAUAAUAAAAUAGAUCAUAUUAAUAUGAAUUCGAUUAAACCGAAUAUAAUUUGGUUGAAUCAAAGUCUACAAGAUUUUAUUACAACAGAAACUAAGAUAUCAAAAUCGAUGUUAGAAUAUCAUAACGCGUUUGUCGUAGUCGAAUACGUUCAUUACAAAUUCUACAACGAAAAGAAGAGAGUUAAAAGUUUGUUAAAAAUAUUAAAGGAUUAUUAUAAAAUCCACACUUGGCACAGGAAAUCUUAUAAAUACUUAUUGAAUUAA
Messenger RNA from Papilio polytes (common Mormon), 1602 nucleotides. Its product is annotated as hexosaminidase D-like. The coding region runs from base 1 to 1602 and encodes 533 amino acids. The transcript is spliced from 4 exons. Gene Ontology annotation, biological process: carbohydrate metabolic process. The record is from RefSeq and is a predicted model, not a curated record. NCBI's taxonomy places the organism in Eukaryota, Metazoa, Arthropoda, Insecta, Lepidoptera, Papilionidae. Gene Ontology annotation, molecular function: hexosaminidase activity.